AUGGUUAAGACUCGUGGAACUUUAGCUGUUAUUGAACAGAUUUACCAUGAUAUUCCAGCAUUCACAGAUGUCUUCACCGAGGAAUCAUUUUAUUUCUUUGCUUUUUGUUUUGUUUGUGCAACAAUUAUUGUUGCCUUUGCUUUAUCUAGAUUUAUAACUAUUAAGCCAGUAGACUUGUAAGUUUUGUUGAAAAUAAUGAAGUCUAAAUAAAUGGCAUUCAUUUCGGA
Messenger RNA from Episyrphus balteatus (marmalade hoverfly), 227 nucleotides. RefSeq lists its product as uncharacterized. The record is from RefSeq and is a predicted model, not a curated record. The coding region runs from base 1 to 180 and encodes 59 amino acids. Lineage: Eukaryota; Metazoa; Arthropoda; Insecta; Diptera; Syrphidae. The transcript has a single exon.